Messenger RNA from Prosopis cineraria, 1122 nucleotides. RefSeq names its product SNF1-related protein kinase regulatory subunit gamma-like PV42a. The record is from RefSeq and is a predicted model, not a curated record. NCBI's taxonomy places the organism in Eukaryota, Viridiplantae, Streptophyta, Magnoliopsida, Fabales, Fabaceae. The transcript is spliced from 3 exons. Bases 1 to 1122 code for a protein of 373 amino acids.
AUGCAGCAAAUCAAAGAGGUGAACCCCACCACCAUGCAAGGCAAUGAAAGCACGCAGAUCACAGCGAAGAAGGUGAAGGAUUUGAUAGCAGACAAGAAGAGGAGGCUAGUGGAGGUGCCGUACACUGCGUCACUGUCUCAGGUGAUGAGUACGCUAGUUGAAAACAAGGUUCUGGCGGUGCCAGUGGCGGCGCCGCCUGGCCAAUGGAUCGGAGCCGGUGGGUCCAUGAUCGUGGAAACGGAUAAGCAAACAGGAACCCCACUGAAGCAUUACAUAGGAAUAGUGACCAUGCUUGAUAUCGCGGCUCACAUAGCCGGAGACGACCACUUGAGCCAAAAAGAUGAUGGAACCGAAGAUCUUGAUCAAAAAAUGUCCGAGCCAGUGUCCUCCAUUAUAGGUCACUGCCUCGAAGGUCUUAACUUGUGGACUCUCAGUCCAAACACAAGUUUAUUGGAUUGCAUGGAAGUAUUUAGCAAAGGGGUGCACCGAGCUUUGAUACCAGUGGACAGCCAGAUGCAGCAGAUAUCAGAAAGUGGAGGAGUUGAACUCAUAGAAUCUUCUUCAGGCUACCAAAUUCUGACUCAAAUGGACGUAAUGAAGUUCUUGAAACAACACUCUAUAGAAUUGAACAGCAUCGUAGGACGAUCUGUUGAAGAUCUGUGCGCAGUCACAGAUAAAGUGUACGCCAUCACUGAACGCACAAGACUCAUCGAUGCCAUCAGGUGCUUGAAAGCUUCCAUGCUAAACGCUGUUCCCAUCAUCAACGCCUCUGAAGUCGGCCCAGAUGAUCACAAGCAGCUUCUCAAUGGAAGAAGCAGGAAGCUGAUAGGGACAUUUUCUGCGACAGACUUAAGAGGAUGUGACUCAGAGACACUGAGAUUCUGGUUAGGGAAAAGUGCUCUAAAAUUCACAGAACUGAUUGGUAAUGGAGGGUCGUCGUCAAGAAGAGAAGUAGGGACAUGCAAUUCAGAAAGUGGGUUAUGUGAAGUAAUUGACAAGGUAGUGAGUAGACAUGUUCACAGAGUGUGGGUGGUGGACCAAGAGGGUUUGCUCGUAGGGGUUGUGUCACUCUCAGACAUAAUUAGGGUUAUCAGGACUUGUCUGCUAAGCACAGAGUGGUGA